GACAGAAACUGGCAUAAGGAGGCACGAUGUCGCUCACUGUGAAAAACAUUUCUGUCAUUUACAAUCCUAUCAAUCAGAACAAUACUUUCACCAGCGGGGAUUAUAUAUCUGGAAAAGUCAUUCUGGAAGUGGUAAAAGACACUCAAAUGCAGUCGCUGAGUGUGAAAAUUAAAGGCAAAGCAAAUGUUUGCUGGUCAGAGCGACACGGUAAAACCACUGUUCUUUAUUCGGAUAAAGAGAAGUUUUAUUCGGUGGAGAGGUUUUUCGUUCAGACCGACACAAAACAUGCAAAUGACCAUGAAAUGCUGAAAGAUCCAUCCGGGCAGCCUUACUCUUCGGUGGUGGCACCAGGGCGUCAUGUUUACCCUUUCACCUUUCAGUUGCCCUUACAACACUUUCCUUCAACCUACAAGGGUUCAGUUGGAAAAGUUCUCUACACUUUGGAGACAAAACUAUCCAGAUCAAUGCGUGUGUCUAGCAAAGCCAAAGCAGAGUUUAACUAUGUUCCCUGUCCUGUUGUUACCAAUCCUGAACUAAUGGCUCCUCAGUAUGGAACCAAAGAUAAACAAAUGUCGUUCUUCACCUCUGGGAGUGUCUCCAUGAACAUAAGCACAGAGAAAAUGGCAUACCAUCUUGGAGAGGGCUUAAAAUUUUUGGCUGAAGUUCAAAACAAUUCCUCUCGUGCAGUCAAGCCAAAGUACUGCCUGUAUGAAAAACACAGUUUUUUUGCCAGAGGAAAGAGAAAACUUCACACGCACGACAUUUUUAAAGAAAUGGGGGAACCCAUUGAGCCAAGCUCAAAGAAAACCAUCACCACGGUGCUGACCAUUCCUCCCAGCCUUACAGUCUCAAUCCUAAACUGUAGGAUCCUCAAGGUUGAGUACAGACUGAGGGUUUACUUGGAUGUGAAAUAUGCAUCAGAUCCAGAGAUCAAAUUCCCAAUAGUGAUUCUUCCUGUUCAGCCUGUAUCAGGUGCAAAUGGUGCUAGAAAUAAUGACUUUGGAAUUUGGAAUCAGCCACCGCCAGGCAUUGCAGGUCCCAACCCACCUCCUACAGCUCCAUCAGCCCAACCACACAAUAUGGCUGGACCACCUGGUCAGUUUAGUGCUCCUGGUAAUUACGGACCUCCUGUUGGUCAAUUUCCAUCUCCUGGUUACCCUGGACCUCCUUUGGGUCAGGGUGGUCCUCCUAGUUACACUGGACCUCCUCUGGGUCAGUUUGGGGCUCCUGCUUUUCCUGGACCUCCAGGUCAGUCCGCUCCCUCUUAUUACAGUGGAGCUCCGGGCCAGUUUGGUUCUUCAGUUCCACUUCAGUCAAGCACAUCAGCUCCACCUCCAUAUCAGGAAUACAAGUUUUAUCCACAACUGCCAGAUCAGCCAGAAAAAUCUUGACAAAAUCAUUUUGGAAUAACUUUCUAGGUUCCUUUUAUUGUUGUGUUGUUUAAAAAGCUGCAGUUUGGGAAUCAUUUCUCACUUUUAAUGAACCAUUAACUAUGACUGGCGUAUUUGCUGAGCAUCUGAUUUGGUGUUUAUUUAUAAUUUGGUUGUUAAUAAAUUUAGUCAUGGGGUAGAAUUACAGGAUGUCAAAUGUGGUCAUGCA
This is a messenger RNA of Danio rerio (zebrafish), 1599 nucleotides long. RefSeq names its product zgc:110626. NCBI's taxonomy places the organism in Eukaryota, Metazoa, Chordata, Actinopteri, Cypriniformes, Danionidae. The record is from RefSeq and is marked predicted.